Messenger RNA from Microdochium trichocladiopsis, 864 nucleotides. RefSeq lists its product as uncharacterized. The coding region runs from base 1 to 864 and encodes 287 amino acids. The record is from RefSeq and is a predicted model, not a curated record. Lineage: Eukaryota; Fungi; Ascomycota; Sordariomycetes; Xylariales; Microdochiaceae. The transcript has a single exon.
AUGUUUCUCGCGAGCAGUGCGGUCAAUGUCCUUGCUCUUGUGCCGUCGCCAACGCCGCAAGGUAAUGCUUGCCCAGCAUCCUAUUGCUCUGUGGAGUCGCAGUUCCAUCCCAUCAUGCUCCAGGGGAUAACAUGUGACGACUGGACAAUGGGCGGCAACGUUCCUGAUUGGGCUGCACAACAAUCCGGGUGGUUUCCUGUGAUCAACACGACUAGCAUAGAGAUGCUUGCGCGCUACGCAUCCAACCGGCCGCAGUCGCCGCAGUGGGAUAAAGGACAUGACCUGAUCGACGCGCUGGAUAGAGUGGAGCGCCUUAGUAAGGACUCGUUGUUAUCCUGGAAUGGUAUCCUCUAUGCAGCGCUGACGGAAUUCUGGCGUACUUACCGGAUACCGCUGGCUGUGCGUGUUGGUGAACUUGUGGAAAAUCGGAGAGACUCGCUACUGACCUCGUCUGAGGCUCUAGAGAUGAGCGAAUACUUGUAUUUCCAGGGAAUGGGCUCAUCCUAUGUUCCCUGGAUGAAUGGGACGGACCACAAAGUACGUGGUCUAGCGACACGCGUUAAUUGUAGUGGCCUGCGCGAAGGAGGCCCAUACAAGGGAUUGCUGCAUUCCGCUGCCGUGUUUCAUAUGCUAGACACGCAUUGUACGCACGAUCAGUGGCUUCUCGGCAGCAUAUUGCACAACAUCAAUACAAUUAAGUGGAUCGCUUAUGCGAUGAAAUGGUCUUACAUAGAGCAAAAGGCGGACCUAAUGAAAGAACGCUUAUACGUUAUCGGGCGGGAAAGAGACGCGGAAAUCAGUUCGUCACGGUUACCAAUACAAACCACGACCGUGUCAAGAAGCUCCCCAGUGGCUUGGAUGUAA